Cladocopium goreaui is the source of this 735-nucleotide messenger RNA. NCBI's taxonomy places the organism in Eukaryota, Dinophyceae, Suessiales, Symbiodiniaceae. The record is from the annotation of a GenBank genome assembly.
GUCAGCUCAGCCAAAGAGCUCAGUGAUAUCAUCGUAGUAUCCACGCGGCCCGGACAGCCAGGGACCAAAGCAAUCUUGGAGUGUACACCCCCAGAUAGCGACGACAGGGAGUCACAAGAAGACGAGACUGAGCAACCUGAGGAUCGACGGAAGACCUUGAUCACAGUGAACCUCAGCGCUCUUUCUAUGCCAGUGCAGGAUGAUGAUCCUUAUGAGGAUGAGGAGGAGGAAGACCAAGAGUCGGAUGAGCUUGUGGUGGUUGAAGACAAGCCUUAUAUUUCACACAAGCAAGCGCAGUCCGUGAGAUUGCUUGGGAUUUUAGAGAAUAUUGAGAGACGGGUCUGUUUUGCUCCUCGGGCCCCGCAUUUGACUUUGCCGCCAGGGGCGCCUGGCGCAAGCGAGCCUUCUCGGCCCAGGACUAGCCCUUUUUUGCCCUCAAGACCUGGAAGCAAGGAUGGCAAGACAAAGUGUCCCAAAGCUAUGCGGGCAGCGGCAUAUUAUUCUUCUCGUCCCACAACAGUGGGCACUGGGUCCGAUGCAGGCACGCGACCAGCUACAGUGGAUUCGAAGAAAAAUCAAACACCUGGAAUGACUCGAAUAACUUCACCUGUAAAACCUCAAUGGGACACAUCCUUCUACAGCAUGCAUCAGCGCCGCAUUCCAACCUAUGCAUCUCGGAUAGAAGCACUACUCAAGCCACAUUUAUCAAAGAUGUACUGCAAUCUACUGCAAUGA